Messenger RNA from Ostreococcus tauri, 399 nucleotides. RefSeq names its product Mediator complex, subunit Med21. The record is from RefSeq and is a predicted model, not a curated record. Lineage: Eukaryota; Viridiplantae; Chlorophyta; Mamiellophyceae; Mamiellales; Bathycoccaceae. The coding region runs from base 1 to 399 and encodes 132 amino acids. Gene Ontology annotation, biological process: regulation of transcription by RNA polymerase II. The transcript has 2 exons. Gene Ontology annotation, molecular function: transcription coregulator activity. Gene Ontology annotation, cellular component: mediator complex.
AUGGCCGACGCGGUGUCCCAGCUUCAGUGCCAGAUAAACACUCUGUGUGAACUCAUGUUCAACUACGCCGGAACGCUCCAGCGCGACGCGAGACCUGCCAACGUGAGCGCGAACGGUGAUCUCGAUGACGCGUUACCCGAGGGAGGGAUCACGAAGGCGGAGUUAGAGGCGAUGGCGGGGACGAUCGCGGAGGCGAGACGGGUAAUCGUGGAAAUCGCGCGCGCGCUCCCUGAGAUGGACACAGACGAGAAUGCGUCCCGAAAGCGCCUCGCCGCCCUCCAUGCCGAACAUGAAAAAGUGAGCAAAGAGUUGGACAUCGCCACUGCGGAGGCGAGGGAGGAGCUGGAGAUCAUCAACGCCGCGUUCAAGAAGGCAUCCGAGGCGACGCUCUUCGAGUGA